AUGCCACAUUCCGAACCGCGGAGGACCAACGUUGAUGAUGAGAUUGAAUUCCAGUCAGUGCGUUGUGCAAUUUGCUCCAUGAAUCUGGAUGCUCUAUCGAUUUCCCAUCGCCAACUUCAUUACGACAAGCACCUCAAUGAUCUAGACAAACAGGUCGAAGGUUCAAGUUCGAUGCCAAUCGAUGUAGAUUCAAUGUCCCAGUCUCGAAAACAAUAUCAUAAUCGAAAAGCUAUCUCAGGUCCUGUCAAGGGAAAGAAAAAACCAAGCGGGCCAUUUCCUUGCAUGAAAGAGUCGGAUGAUUUCUGGUAUGCUGCGCAGGCUAACCCUCCUCCUCCUAGUUUCACGCCUGGUAUCAUACCACUCCUGCGGAAGGCUUUAGUCAAAAGCCAUGCACGAGGGCAAACUCGAAAGGCCGUGCUUUGUUACGAAAACGCCGUCCACUGUAACAGAGAACCCUGGGAUGCCAAUUGGGGCUGCGGUUAUCGCAACUUUCUCAUGGCUUGCGCGAGCCUCAUGAAUCAAACCCAACAACCGUUGUAUUUUCCUCUUUUGGACUUUCCUCUGUCUCCGAGUAUACGGAAUCUACAGACCUGGAUUGAAGCUGCCUGGAGUGAAGGAUUCGACAAUGAAGGGAGAACAGAAUUGAAGAAAUUGGUGGGGACAAAAAAAUGGAUUGGAACUGCUGAUCUAUGGGUUGCUUUCGUCUCCCGAGGAAUACCCGCCGAGUUGGUUGAUUUCGAUUUAUCCUCAAAAUCAAAGGAAUCAGUCUCUGAUCUAGUCGUGAAUUGGGUAAUCAACUAUUUCAGCCUAAAUCAAUUGAAUCCCAAGCCAUCCAAUGCAUAUGAAUCCCUCGGGAUAUCCACAAUCGCUACCAGUGACAAAAUGCCUAUCAUAUUACAACAUGAUGGACAUUCAAGAACAGUGGUCGGCUACGAAACGGAUAAGAAUGGAGUAACGAGCCUUUUAGUAUUUGACCCGUCAUACAAGCCAUCAUCGAAUGUACGCGAAGCAGCGCUGGCAGAAUUUUCUCGCAUGUGUAAUUCUGCCAUCGGACAGAGCCCCACAACGCUGAAGCGAAAGUAUUCUGAAAUUCAAAACGACCAAGAUCUCGGCGUCGAGGAAAGUGGUCAAACGGGAACGUUGAAUCCUAAGACACCUUUCUCGCCGAUUAAAAACGGACUCUUUAAGACUGGUUCAAGUGCCAAUGUUGAAGGAGGGCUGGAUCUAGUUGCCAUGCUUAAAAAAUUCCGGCUGGAGCCAAAAAGACUACAAAAGAAGAAACUUUACCAGAUUCUUUACUUUCCGAUGACAGCGCCAUUGACAGACUACGAAAAAUCGCAAUUAAAGCAGGUCAGAAGCACGAAAAUAUAA
Molecule: messenger RNA, 1371 nt
Organism: Psilocybe cubensis
Lineage: Eukaryota; Fungi; Basidiomycota; Agaricomycetes; Agaricales; Agrocybaceae
Exons: 10
Coding region: 1-1371 (456 amino acids)
Source: RefSeq, a predicted model, not a curated record